AGCAGGCUGUCCAUUGCGGUUGCACAAUCCAAUUAGCUGUGAGUUACACCGAUAAGAAAACUGGACCAGAUCACACAGAGGCUUUUUGUGACCAGUUGUGCAUCUGUUUGUUGGCUGGUAAACCAUUUGAAGCAUCGUCAGCACAGGUUCUAGUCAAGGCUUUUACCAGGGAUCCACAAGGAAACAAUAGUGACUCAGACAGCAACGUACAAGCUGGGAUGUUGACUGCAUACCUGUUGGCACUUAUCUUCAUCUGGACAGGGACGGCUCUGAAGUUUGUUGUUCCACCAUGUGACCCCCACAUGUUUGAUCGCGGUGUUGACAACUGCCUGACAGACUUCAACAGGAGCAUGGAGACAAGUGGCUACCAGGGCAGGUGCCCAUGGCCAACUGUGAAACGCGUCUACAACCAGCUGAAGGGCUGCGUGGACGAUUGGGCAAGAGCGUCUUGGUGUCGGGGUCAUGGCUUCCUGAUGGACAGCGUCUUCUUGGAGGUACAUCAGAUGUACUUUAAGCUCUGUGGACAGAUGCAAGACCCCCCACUCACCACUCUUAUCAUGUUAAUAGCACCUGGUAUCAUUGUCACACUCUUCUUACCAAUUCUCUGUUAUAAUCUCACCACUUGGAACACAGAGAUGCCCAGCUCCAUUGGGCUCUGAUGUGCUGAGGGGAUAGAAGAAAAUUAAGGAAAAAAGAGUAUUUUUCAGCCUGGGACUUAUUCUUAAGAUUGUGGCCAUUCUGACAGUUGGUCAUGCUAACUUUGCACUUGGCACCUGUAGUGCAGAGAUAUCAGAAAACAGUAUUGCCAACUCCUUUCCAAUGUCAGUAGUUAGCACUAUCGCUAAAAGUCGCCAGAUGCUACCUGCACUCAUCUGCAUAUUUGUCAUCACUUAUAAUUUGCAUUGGAUGCAAAGUAAUGGAAAAACCCGUGUUCUUGGCAGAAGAGCCUUGGAGUGUGAUUACUUUGAGCAGCAUACAUAUCAAUUAAUUACAACAUAUUCUUCACUUAUCCCCUGAGAUGCUAAAUUUGUCACUAGACCUUUUUUUUUUUUUUUUUUUUUUUUACAUAAAUAGAGUUUCUAAGAGGGUCUGGAAUGUCACUAAAUUUAGAGAGAAAGUUGCAAAGUUGGCAACACUGUUGGAAAAUGUGGACUCCCGCAAAACAGCAUUAAUCCUGUAACCAUGGCUGGGCAAUACAUUGAUAUUGUGAUAUGACAAAUAUAUUUGUUUUAUGUUUUUUUUUAGUAUGUAAUAUUGUAUUUGGCAUAAGUGUUUCCUGGUUUUAUAGGCUGUAUUGUAGUAAAGUGAUGUCAUUUUCUGAACUUAACAGACUGUUAGCUGCUCUGUUAUUUGCCUUCACCCACUUAGUCAUUAUAACCACAUUACUGGUGAUUAUUUAUCAGAAAUCUCACUGAGUAAAUAUUUUGUGAAAGCAUCAAUUGUGAAAUUAAUGCAUAUACAAGAUACAUCCAUAUAAAGGUAUUUGUUAAAAAAAUAUAGUGAUAGUAUAGUGUUGAUUUUCUCUAUAUUACCCAGCCCUAACUAUUAUAUAAGCUAUUGUGCUUUCAAUGAUAAAUGUUUAAAAUAUUUAUGGCUCCCAUUGUUUGGGUAAUGGCAACUUUAUGGGCAACAGUGUAUUAUUUACAUGCAUACAAACACAGAAGAAUAAAGCUUUAGGCUCCACUUUUAUGAUCUGUUACCAGUAAAAAAAAAAAUUUAAUCUGAUAUAUUCUUUUAAGUGUCCCAUUAUAUGCAAUAUUUUCUAUUAAUAUUAGUGAGCAAAGCUGAAGCCUCAUGAACCAUUAGUUGUAUUGUUAACCACACAUUUAAAGAGUAAAGCUCAUGGAAUGGCAAUAUGCUUUUAACAGUUUGUUGGACAGAGAGCGCCAUCUAGUAGGCUCAGAAAAUUAAGAAAUGGUUCAUGAAGCUACAUUUGGCCACCACUAACUAAAACUGAAUAUGUUCUUUUAAUAAUCAUCGUAAAACAUUUGAUUGCAUGAUGUCAAACAUGCACCACAUGACUGGCUGAUAUUUCUUCCAAAGCAACUGUCAGCCUUUUAUUGUUGUAAUAUUUUUUCUCCUAUAAUGUCAAAUGUAAUAUA
This is a messenger RNA of Centropristis striata (black sea bass), 2102 nucleotides long. Its product is annotated as receptor activity-modifying protein 1-like. Gene Ontology annotation, molecular function: coreceptor activity. NCBI's taxonomy places the organism in Eukaryota, Metazoa, Chordata, Actinopteri, Perciformes, Serranidae. The transcript is spliced from 4 exons. Gene Ontology annotation, cellular component: membrane; signaling receptor complex; cell surface. Gene Ontology annotation, biological process: angiogenesis; intracellular protein transport; G protein-coupled receptor signaling pathway. Bases 219 to 659 code for a protein of 146 amino acids. The record is from RefSeq and is a predicted model, not a curated record.